This is a messenger RNA of Gasterosteus aculeatus aculeatus (three-spined stickleback), 2773 nucleotides long. The record is from RefSeq and is a predicted model, not a curated record. NCBI's taxonomy places the organism in Eukaryota, Metazoa, Chordata, Actinopteri, Perciformes, Gasterosteidae.
AGAGAAGAGGCGACAAGAGCUCCCAGUCAAAGCAAAGAGAGAAGCCAACGCUGCCAGAGAAGCACUGCUUUUUCGUCCUUUUUGUCUAACUGAGCACUACUUACCUCGAAGGCUCUUAAUAUAUAUACAUUUUUGUAGAAAGCUAACAUAGGUCUCAUCAUGAGGUGCUGUGGUUUAGCUGUGAUUUUAAUUGUGGGGAUAAGCAUUCAUGAUGGAUGGAGCCUUCCCCUCAAGUCCGUCUUUGUCACCUUCCCAGGAGACAUCAUCAAGAAUAUGACUGAUACGGAGCUGGCAGAAGGUUAUCUGAAUAAGUUUGGCUACAUGAACACGGUGCAACGCAGCGGCUUCCAGUCGGUGGUGUCCACCUCCAAGGCUUUGAAGAGGAUGCAGAGGCAGAUGGGGCUGAAGGAGACUGGAGAGCUGGACAAGUCCACCCUGGAGGCCAUGAAACGGCCUCGCUGUGGGGUUCCUGAUGUUGCCAACUACCAAACAUUUGAGGGAGACCUCAAAUGGGACCAUCAGGAUGUCACCUAUAGAAUCAUUAACUAUACCCCAGACAUGGAGCCCUCUUUGAUUGAUGAAGCCUUUGCCAGGGCCUUCAAGGUGUGGAGUGAUGUGACCCCUCUGACUUUUACCCGCCUCUUUGAUGGGACAGCUGACAUCAUGAUUUCAUUUGGAAAACAAAACCAUGGAGACCCAUAUCCAUUUGACGGUAAAGACGGUCUUCUGGCCCAUGCUUACCCCCCUGGUGAGGGUUUGCAAGGUGAUGCCCACUUUGACGAUGAUGAGUACUGGACCCUUGGCGCAGGACCAGCUAUCAAGACCCGCUAUGGGAAUGCUGAAGGUGCCAUGUGCCACUUCCCCUUCACAUUUGAGGGCAAAUCUUACACCACCUGCACCACUGACGGACGUUCGGAUAACCUGCCAUGGUGUGCCACCACAGCCGACUUCAGUAUUGACAAGAAAUAUGGAUUCUGCCCCAGUGAACUUCUGUACACAGUUGACGGAAACGCUAACGGAGCCGAGUGUGUCUUCCCCUUCGUCUUCCUGGGGGAGAAGUAUGACAGCUGUACCACGGAGGGCCGCACUGACGGCUACCGCUGGUGUGCCACCACCAGCAACUUUGACAAUGACAAGACAUACGGAUUUUGUCCCAGUCGGGAAACCGCUGUGAUUGGUGGAAACUCUGAGGGGGAGCCUUGCCACUUCCCUUUCGUGUUCCUGGGUAAACAGUAUGACUCCUGCACAAGUGAGGGACGAGGAGAUGGCAAGUUGUGGUGCAGUACCACUGACAGCUAUGAUGACGACGCGAAAUGGGGUUUCUGUCCCGACCAGGGUUACAGUCUGUUCCUGGUGGCAGCCCAUGAGUUUGGACACGCUCUUGGCCUAGAUCACUCCAACAUAAGAGAUGCGCUCAUGUACCCCAUGUACAGCUACGUAAAAGACUUCUCCCUUCAUAAAGAUGAUAUUGAAGGCAUCCAAUAUCUCUAUGGAGGCAAAACUGGCCCUGAUCCAACCCCACCUGGACCCAAAACCCCAACCACUACCCCUUACCCAGACCCUGAUGAACCCACCACCACUACAACUGCCCCAACGCCUGUGGAUCCCACCAAAGACGCCUGCGAGAUGACCAAAUUUGACACCAUCACAGUGAUUGAGGGAGAACUACAUUUCUUCAAGGACGGACAUUACUGGAAGAUGCCCAGCGAGAGCAACGGAGAGUCCAAGGGACCCUUUUCUAUUUCAGAGAGGUGGCCCGCCCUGCCAGCAGUCGUUGACUCUGCCUUUGAGGACAUUCUUGCUAGGAAAUUGUACUUUUUCUCAGGGAAUCGGUUCUGGGUGUACACAGGGAAGAGCGUCCUGGGGCCCCGCGGCAUCGAGAAGCUCGGCCUCCCCAACAGCAUUCAGAAGGUGGAGGGAGCCCUCCAGAGGGGCAAAGGCAAAGUGCUGCUCUUCAGUGGGGAGAACUACUGGAGGCUUGACGUGAAAGACCAGAAAAUUGACAAAGGCUACCCCAGAUACACAGAUGUCGUCUUUGGUGGAGUCCCAAAUGAUGCCCAUGACGUGUUCCAGUACAAAGGUCACAUCUACUUCUGCAGAGACCGCUUCUACUGGCGCAUGAACUCCCGCAGGCAGGUGGAUCGUGUCGGUUACGUGAAGUAUGAUCUUCUAAAGUGCUCAGAUUCUUCACGCACUCAAUACUGAGAUGAAGAACAGGGAUGAGCUGGAAAUCGCCUUCAAUGUUGUAGCACCUGCUUCUCUCUCCUGUGCAGGUGUCAGGGAGAAUGUGACGCAGUAUUUGUAAGUGUAUGAUGUGGAAUGCGUUUGCAUUUCAAAGAUUGUCCAUCAUUGAUGUUGGCUAAUUUUCUACCAUACAUCCUUGACCCAAAGUGAAGGCAAAGCCAAUUGAUUUGUGGCACUGCCUUUCCCUCAGUGUGAUAAUCUGUGAAUAGGUUGGUUCAUGUGGUCUAAAAUUUAAGACAUAACCACAACUAAAAUAUUAUCAUACGCUAUCUGGAUUCCAGAUUUGCUGGGUUUUGUCUCAGAGGUUCAGACUUUAAAGUAUUAUUUUGAUAUUUAUAGCAAUUUCUAUAUAUCUAUUUUUGUGUCCUGGAGCUUUUUUGUUUUGUAUAAAUAUAUUUGGGUUUUUCUGAAAGGACUUGCACUGGAAGACAAUUUCAUGUCUCCUUCACUGAAAUUAUUUAUGAGACUGCAAUGUUUUGUAUUUGUAAUAGUUCAUGCUUUCACUGCAAUAAACAUUCUGUAAUAACUA